Mizuhopecten yessoensis (Yesso scallop) is the source of this 4216-nucleotide messenger RNA. RefSeq names its product cytosolic carboxypeptidase 6-like. The coding region runs from base 207 to 1757 and encodes 516 amino acids. Lineage: Eukaryota; Metazoa; Mollusca; Bivalvia; Pectinida; Pectinidae. The transcript has 12 exons. Gene Ontology annotation, biological process: proteolysis. The record is from RefSeq and is a predicted model, not a curated record. Gene Ontology annotation, molecular function: metallocarboxypeptidase activity; zinc ion binding.
UUAUGAAACUGUUAUAGACAAGGUCCUUGUUAAUCUAUAGCAUACUACAUCUAUGAACAUGCUAUUUAUUUUUAGUUACUGUUGUAUCUCUGUGAUUAAAUGUUACAGAAAAUAGGUUAAUAUUGUCUCUUCGCGUGAAGCUGACAGGUACUCUGUUCAGCCGUGACGUCACGUUUUGUUAUUUGAGGAAUUGUGGGAUAUCAAACAUGGCUGACAAGAAAGUAGACUCGGGGAGCGAGUCUGACAGCACUGAAGAACCAGUGGUUGGAAAUGUCAACAAGUUUGCAGUUGUUCCACCUGGUUACAAUGGUCGACCAAAGAAAGGACAUUUGAUAUUUGAUGCAUGCUUUGAGUGUGGGAACCUUGGACGAGUUGACUACAUCACAGAAUACGAAUAUGAUCUGUUUAUACGACCCGAUACUUGUAAUCCAAGAUUUAGAGUAUGGUUCAAUUUUACAGUGGAAAAUGUCAAGUCAGACCAGAGAGUCAUCUUUAAUAUUGUCAACUUUAGUAAAACUAAGUCACUCUACAGAGAUGGUAUGUCACCCAUGGUCAAGUCAACGAGUCGGCCAAAAUGGGUGAGAAUACCAGCCAAGCAUGUGUAUUAUUACCGCUGCCCUGACCACAGAAAAAACUAUGUGAUGUCGUUCUCGUUCUGUUUUGACCGUGAGGAUGAUGUGUAUCAGUUAGCCUACUGCUACCCGUACUCCUACACUCGACUACAGAACUACCUCGACAACUUGGAAAAGAAAAAUAUGGACUUCUUCUCAAGGGAACUGCUGUGUCUCACAGUUCAACAACGUCGCCUGGACAUGAUCACCAUCACUCAUCCAGAUAACCUAGAAAUGGACGAAACCAAGCAUACUGUGUUUGUCACUGCCAGGGUCCACCCAGGAGAAACUCCUUCCUCUUUUGUCUGUCAGGGGUUGAUUGACUUUUUAAUUAGCAAUCAUCCAAUAGCAAAGGUCUUACGAGAACAUAUUGUGUUUAAAAUCGUCCCGAUGUUGAAUCCCGAUGGUGUGUACCUUGGAAAUUACAGGUGCUCGUUGAUGGGUUUUGACCUGAACAGACAUUGGCUGGAACCCUCGCCCUGGGCACACCCAACAUUGUACGCCACAAAAAAUGUCCUCAUGGAGCUCGACAGGAACGAGAAGGUCCUAGUGGACUUCUACAUAGACAUACAUGCCCACUCUACGCUGAUGAACGGGUUUAUGUACGGCAACACUUACGACGACAUUGACCGGUACGAGCGACAGUCUGUCUUCCCCAAAUUACUUUGUGCCAAUGCUGAGGAUUUCUCCCUGGCCAACACAAACUUUAACAAGGAUGCGGUGAAGGCCGGUACUGGUCGCAGGACCCUUGGGGGCUGUUUAGAUGACAACUCGCACUGCUACACCUUGGAGGUGUCAUUCUUCAGCUAUCAGACCAAUUCGUCCAGCAGUUCUCUCCCCUACACGGAGGAGGGCUAUAUGAAAUUGGGGCGUAACUUGGCCCGGACAUUCCUGGACUACUACAAGCUCAUCAACAUCAUCACAGCCAAGCCAAGCAGUAGUAUUGUACCCAAACCUGGCCCAUAUAGGAUGCGGGACCGCAACCACGAACGCUCACAAACAGACCCUUCUUCAGACUCAUACGAGGACCGGAGACGAUCUUACAACAGAAAUGGUGAAUUCAGCAUCAACAAUUGUAAUGGGUUUGGUGACCCGCCCACCUCUAUACGCCUCCAGCUGCGGGACAGGGACGUGAGGAAAUACUGACGUCCUGGAUUGUAGUCCCUCAAAGACAUUUAGGACACCAAGGUUUAUCAUGGCCUGUAGUGUCCCCACACCACCAACAUCUCCGUGAAGGACCAGACGUCGGUUUAAUGAUUGUAGUCUGUGAUAUGUAAUGAAUCAAGCCUGGCCGAAGUCUAAACACAGAAAUGUUGGUGAAAGUAGGGCCAAAACAAUUGUGGGCCAGUUUAAAAUAGUCACAAUGACAAAUGUAAAAAAUUCCUACAGUGCUGGUGGCUUAGAGGACAUCGGAACCCCUCAAACUUAACAAUAUUUAUUAGGAAAACAAAUUCACUUAUGUGCAUUUCGGUGUGUAGAAUGAUUUGUUAUUGUCACCGAGAGGAGAAGUAGCAAAUUUGAUUAUAGCUGUGAUUGAUUCAUAGACCUCCAGAAUAUAUUUUUAGUGUGAAGAAAGAAUUUUGAUAUUGAACAUAAAAAUCAUUCUUAGGAAGAGCAUGAUAUUGUAUAUGUAAAUCAAACCUGACAUGAAUACAGUCCGACAUUAUAUUGGAUUGGCUAUCAGUUUGGUACUAUGCAUGGGCAAAAGCAGAAUUGCUCUUGGAACCAAUCCAGUGUAAUAGGGCCAUUGAAAUACAGUGUAGGUGUUAUUACAUUAGCCUAAAGUGCUGUAUAUAAGACUUGUACGUUAUGUAUCAUAGGGACCCGACAAAUUCGUUUUAAGAUAUAUUAAUAUUUAUAAAGAUAGCUGUUAUUGGCAUCAUAUUGUUUCAUAUAAACUUACCUCAUAACUGGUGUGUCUGUUGCCUGUGCCAGUGUGUAUGUAGGUAAGAAAUGGGUUUACUAGUUUAUAUUUUGGAGUUACAUUAAAACACUACUGUAAACAUUCCCGAUUGUUUGUAUAACUGACCGAUAUUACAAGAGUACUCUGACCAUCGUCCACACUUACUGUGUAGUCUGACCAUCUUCUACACUUGCUGUAGACAUUAUGUCUAUUUUCUGGGAUUGAUGAUUUUAUUUAAGAAUAGUAGAUCUGAAGUUGAUGUAGAGUAGUUUGACUACGGAGUGUAAUAUGUGGGGAGGAGAGUUGUUUGAUGAUCGAGUGAGAAAUAGAUUAGUUAACAUUAGUAGCAGGGGAGUAGACAUUUGUAUACUGUCUUUAUUCUGCCAAAAGUACAAGGGACCAACACAAACUCUGACUGAAAAUAAAAGGUGGGCCUAUUACAGGACAAUGAAAAAGGAUCUGGUAGUAUGUCUACUGAACUGUAUUUGAAAUGGGUUGGUUUAUUACGAGGCAAAGGCUUAUUGCCGGAUAAAUACAGUAACUGAUCUGAUAUUGUACAUUGGUGCAUAUUCAUAGAUAUAGAAAGUAUGCGUCUCUAAUGGUUAUAUAAUGAAAAAACCUUUGUUGUCCAUCUUAUUGUUGACGACACAAUAAGGAUCAGAUUCAAGUUCAUGUACCCUAUUAUUUCUUCUUUUUUGCACAACAUUUAUUGGAAGCUAAAGGUUACUGGGGCCACUUGUCUGGAAGCUUAAGGUUACUGGGGCCACUUGUCUGGAAGCUAAAUGUUACUGGGGCCACUUGUCUGGAAGCUUAAGGUUACUGGGGCCACUUGUCUGGAAGCUAAAGGAUACUGGGGCCACUUGUCUGGAAGCUAAAGGUUACUGGGGCCACUUGUCUGAAAGCUAAAGGUUACUGGGGCCACUUGUCUGGAAGCUUAAGGUUACUGGGGCCACUUGUCUGGAAGCUAAAGGAUACUGGGGCCACUUGUCUGGAAGCUAAAGGUUACUGGGGCCACUUGUUUGGAAGCUAAAGGUUACUGGGGCCACUUGUCUGGAAGCUUACGGUUACUGGGGCCACUUGUCUGGAAGCUAAAGGAUACUGGGGCCACUUGUCUGGAAGCUAAAGGUUACUGGGGCCACUUGUUUGGAAGCUAAAGGUUACUGGGGCCACUUGUCUGGAAGCUAAAGGACACUGGGGCCACUUGUCUGGAAGCUAAAGGCUACUGGGGCCACUUGUUUUGAAGCUAAAGGUUACUGGGGCCACUUGUCUGGAAGCUAAAGGACACUGGGGCCACUUGUCUGGAAGCUAAAGGUUACUGGGGCCACUUGUUUUGAAGCUAAAGGUUACUGGGGCCACUUGUUUGAAAAUUAUUUCAUAUUUGUACACCACUGCAACAGGUUUGGAAUCAGUUGUAGAUGAUAUCUUGUCCGAACAAGUUCCAAGAAUUGAAUUUGAUCCCCUUAUAACUUGGUAGGGUUCAUCCUGAUUGUAAGCAGUUGGGUAAUGUGUCGACCAUACUAAUGCUAUAUUCGUUUGAAAACCUCUAUGUGUAGAUGGUGGGGUAUUAGUUUGCUUUUGGCUUACAGUGCUAGUUUAUCAUCAUAUGGUCCUUGAUAACUACACACAGUUGUAGUAGACAUUUUAGUACAUGUACAGUACAAAUUUAGUGGUAAUAACCCUGCUGGGUUUAUAUUUAGGCGAG